Messenger RNA from Puccinia graminis f. sp. tritici CRL 75-36-700-3, 607 nucleotides. Its product is annotated as copper/zinc superoxide dismutase. Gene Ontology annotation, molecular function: superoxide dismutase activity; copper ion binding. Lineage: Eukaryota; Fungi; Basidiomycota; Pucciniomycetes; Pucciniales; Pucciniaceae. The transcript has 4 exons. The coding region runs from base 44 to 607 and encodes 187 amino acids. Gene Ontology annotation, biological process: removal of superoxide radicals. The record is from RefSeq and is a predicted model, not a curated record.
CCGCUUCUCAUUGCAGACAGUCCUCUGCUUGUCGGUGCUCGGCAUGGUACAAGGUCUCAGCUUGCCCAGCACAGUAGGUCCCGAGGGCGCUUUAAGCGACCCCACAGGCGCGGUCUCAUCUAGUACCGACAUUCCGAGCGAAACUAUGGCCAUGGCCUCCUUUACUGGCUCGGGGAUAACCGCUCAUUUCCAGUUCUCCUACAACCCGAUUAGUUCCACCAGCAGAGUCAACGUCGUUGUGACUGGUCUGAAGGAUGGCUUCAACAAUCCUUACCACAUCCACACAUACAGUUCCGCAAAAUAUGGCAGCUGCACCUCAACUGGACCUCAUUUUAAUCCUACCAACGCCACAGCGGAACAUUGCGAUCCCGCCAACCCCACGUUGUGUGAAGUCGGGGACUUGUCAGGAAAACAUGGAAACCUUGAAAGCCGCGCAAAUGAAUUCAGAACAACUUACGAAGACAGUUCCCUAAAGCUUUCUCAGACGAUGGAUGGGAUUUUAUAUCGAAGCAUCGUGAUUCAUGGGCCAAAUAAGACAAGACUGGCCUGUGGUACGAUCGUUCCCUCAGGGUCUUCCUCAGAUGAUAAAAACGUAGACGAGGUCUGA